AAAACUUGCAAGUCCAAAAGUCAAAUGCGAAUGGUUAAUGUCCUUAUAUGCAUCAAACAAAGAAAGUUAAGAAAGACAAAGGUACAAUGAGAUCUUCAAUCAUGUUUCUUUGUAUUCUGGUAUACUCAACACUUGCACACAACACGUUAAUCCAAAAGGAAAAUUUAUCAGUUUACGAAAUCCUUAAACAAUAUGAUUUCCCAGUUGGUAUUCUUCCACAAGGUGCCACAAGCUACGAACUAAACGAAAAAACUGGCAAGUUCACAGUGUAUUUUGAUGGAACAUGUAUCUUUGGUAUAAAAUCAUACGAUCUUAAAUACAAGUCAACCAUCAAAGGAGUUAUCUCCAAAGGGAAACUCAGCAAAUUGAAGGGUGUUAGUGUCAAAGUUGAACUCUUGUGGCUCAAAAUUGUGGAGGUCACUCGUCGUGGCGAUGACCUUCAAUUCUCUGUUGGUAUUGCUUCUGCUGAAUUUAGUGUUGAAAACUUUCUAGAGAUUCCUCAAUGUGGAUGUGGAUUUGAUUGCUAUGGUUUUCAUAAAGAUGGUAAUUUUUCUUCUAUUUAGAUUUAUUUUAGUUUUAUUUAAUUUAGGACUCUAUAGCAGAAUGCAGAUCUACUACUUUGUCUAUGCAUUAUUCAGUUGUUAAAAUGAAUAAAAGAUUAUUAGUAUAAAAAAAGAUUAAUUUGGCUAUCAUAUAU
Cicer arietinum (chickpea) is the source of this 697-nucleotide messenger RNA. RefSeq lists its product as uncharacterized. Lineage: Eukaryota; Viridiplantae; Streptophyta; Magnoliopsida; Fabales; Fabaceae. The record is from RefSeq and is a predicted model, not a curated record.